UUUCUUAUUUCAAUAUCUGUGAUUAUAAAGCGCUUGGGACUAACCAUGUCCGAUUCAUCACUGAAGCCACCCGCCAGCAACAAACCGCUUAGACCUCCUCAAGUGGUGGCUCUCAGCGGAUCUCCCGGUGGUCUCCAGCUACCCGUCACAGCGCCGCAGAAGCUGAACAGUAGUACCAAUGGCACCUCCUCAGCCUCCGGCUCUGCCACCGGCAAUCCACGCAACAAGUGCGCCCUGAAGCCGGGCUACUCCCUCAUGAGCUGGAUAAGGCUGUGCAACUCAGGAGCGGAUCUCUCCGGUACCGGGGGACGCACAGUGCCAGUCUCCCGGAGCGAGUUGGCGGUACACAACAAGGUCGACGACGCCUGGAUGGCCAUUCGCGGGCGUGUUUUUAAUGUCACUCGGUACAUGGACUUCCAUCCCGGCGGCGUGGACGAACUAAUGCGUGGCGUCGGACGCGAUGCCACCCAGUUAUUCGACGAGGUGCACGCCUGGGUGAACUAUCCCCAGUUGCUGGGCAAAUGCUACAUAGGACCUCUGAAGGAGAACGCUUCCAAGCCCUCCAAAGAUCCUAUUAGUCCCGAGAUAACGGCGACGAUUCCAACGCCAACGGAGAUUCUGCCUCGCUUCGAUUGGAUUCAGCAGAGGAGCGAGCUAACCCUGAUCUUCUACACCCGCAACUUUGCCAACCCGGGUGUGGUGGUCCGAAGGCAGAAAACGCAGCAGCUGGAAGUGCGGAUUUUAAUAGCUCAGCAAUGGCACACCUUUGACUUCCAGCUAACGGAGAAUGUGGAGUGGCCACCGAAGGCUGUAAAAGUCGGUGCGGAAACUGGAAAGAUUGAACUGGUUUUGGGCAAAGAGGAGCCGGCACCUUGGCCAACCUAUGGAACACAUACCACACGAAAGUUGGACUCUCUUAGUGUACAAGAGGAGCGUUAUAUCUACGAGGUGAUCCAUCGGGAGGAUUUCAACCAUGAUUCCUUUGAACUCGGUCUACGAAGCGCUAAGCGGGAUCUAGUGAUGCUUCUACCAGUGGGUUUCCACAUCAACAUUGAAGUUCCACUGGACGGAGAGCUGAUCCAGCGAAGCUAUACACCUGUGAACCAAACAUAUCUAAAUUUGGAUACAAACUCGGAUAGUGUAUGCUUCUUAAUUAAGAGAUACACCAACGGACCCGUCUCUAGUCACCUGCAUCAGCUCCGCGUUGGAUCCUCUGUUCAGCUAAGUCCUCCCCGUGGUGGAUUCCUGCUUUCAGAGCUCAGUGCACACCGAAACAUUCUUCUGCUGGCAGCCGGAAGCGGGCUAACACCGAUUUUAAGUCUGAUUCAGCCGAUCUUGAGGAGGAAUUCAAAUCGCAUAGAAAGCCUCCACUUGUUCUACUUCAAUAAGACCCCAGCUGACAUCUGGUUAAAGGUGAAACUUGAGGAACUGCACUUACAAGACGAACGAUUCAGCUGCACCCACCUGCUCUCUCAGGCGGAGGAGAAGCCUGAACGAAUAUCGCUGGAACUGUUAACUUCUCUGUUUCGGGAAAAGCAGCCGGACAGAUGUACUUAUGUGGCAAUUUGCGGACCAAGUGGCUUCAACACGGCUGCCGUCGAUAUUUUGACCCAGCUGGGCGUUAAGCCCAAUCAAAUGCACGUCUUUCGAGGCUAAACGGAGGAGAAA
Molecule: messenger RNA, 1668 nt
Organism: Drosophila serrata
Lineage: Eukaryota; Metazoa; Arthropoda; Insecta; Diptera; Drosophilidae
Product: cytochrome b5 reductase 4
Biological process (GO): superoxide metabolic process
Cellular component (GO): cytoplasm; endoplasmic reticulum
Molecular function (GO): cytochrome-b5 reductase activity, acting on NAD(P)H; heme binding
Source: RefSeq, a predicted model, not a curated record